Messenger RNA from Cynara cardunculus var. scolymus (artichoke), 1971 nucleotides. RefSeq lists its product as uncharacterized. Lineage: Eukaryota; Viridiplantae; Streptophyta; Magnoliopsida; Asterales; Asteraceae. Bases 1 to 1971 code for a protein of 656 amino acids. The record is from RefSeq and is a predicted model, not a curated record. Gene Ontology annotation, molecular function: protein binding. The transcript has 4 exons.
AUGUCGCUCUCUACAUCCGUUAAUAUCCUACAAGACUACCCAUCAGUAUCACAUGUUUUUGCCCCCAACUUUGUUACCGUGAAGCUGAGUGGUAGAGACAAGUAUGGUGUCUGGAAAACACAGAUGCUAUGUCUCUUCGAGAGCCAUGGAAUGCUUGGUUUCAUCAAUAAUGCUGAUAACUUCCCAGCUGCUGAUGAUAAGAAAUUAUGGAGAAGAUCCGAUGCCCUUGUCAAAGGUUGGAUUCUUGGUUCCCUUUCUGAACAAGUACUUGCCCUCUGUGUUCCAGAUUUUCCCUCACCAGAUUUCACUGCAAAACAUGUGUGGGAGAAACUAGCAGCAACGUAUGACCCUCAACCACAUGCAGCAGGUGAUCGUACAGGUGAUGAAGAAAGAAGAAAUCAAGAGACUGAGAUAAAAGAUGAGAAAUUAGCAAACAUUCACCAGCAAUUGUAUCUUGCUGUUGAACAUAAAAGAUUGAAAGAGAUUGAGUCUCUUUUAAAAACAAAACAAGUUAAACUCGCAGACAGAAUCAGCAUCAACGGCAACACUGCACUCCACCUGGCAGUAGCCUGCCAUACUGUCAAGAAUAGGUUUCUAGAUAGAAUGCUGGAUCUGGAACCAGAAAGUAGUACUAGGCUGAUGGAUGUUCGAAAUUCAGAUGGAAGCACACUGCUUCAUCUUGCUGCUUCACUUGGCAAUACUGAUGCUGCUAGAAUCUUGGUGGACAGAAGCCAAGGCUUGUUGUUUGCCAAGGACAACGAAGGUUGCACACCACUUGACAUACUUCCUUGGGGUCCUAAGAAUACCGACACAUAUCUGUAUUUGUUGACCAUGCAUGCACACCCAGAACAAGGUACUGGUUCUGUUCAUAUGAUCAGUGAUGAAAGGCCUUUGGUUAAUGCUAUUUCCUGCAGAGAUUUCGUAUUCUACUACUUCAAAAGGAGAGGGGAAAGUCGAGAGGCUGCUAGAAAACUGUUAGUGAUGGUUUGUGGUUUGAUUAAAGAUUCUUCAAACUGCGAUCAUAAUUACUCCAAACCCAUCUUUGAAGCUGUUAAACGAGAUGCAUGGGAUGUUGUACAACAUAUUGUAUCUUGUUUUCCAAAUACAAUUAGGAGCGUCGAUGAAGAUGGUCACAACAUUGCUCAGGCUGCUUUGAAAAAUCGUUCACUCAAAGUUAUGGCUGUCAUCACUCAUGGUGAUCAAUGGGCUAAACAUACGAAUAUAUCUCAGAUUAAUGUUGAAGGAGACGACCCUUUUGGCAAUAAUUUACUUCAUUUUGCUGCAAGGUUGGCACCUGCCGAUAAACUCAAUCAUAUAUCAGGUGCAGCUUUACAAAUAAGAUUUGAGUUACAAUGGUUUAAGAUAGCAAAGCGUUGGUUGCCUCAAUGCAUCAAGGAAAAAAAUAAAGUUGGAGAAACGCCUGAAAUGGUAUUUACAAGAGAGCAUAAAGAGUUGGAGAUGAAAGGAGAAAAAUGGUUGAAGGAUACUGCAAACUCAGGGCUAGUUACAGCAACACUAUUGACCACAAUAACGUUUGCAGCAGCAAUUACAGUGCCCGGUGGAAAUGAUGAUAAAACGGGAAACCCACAAUUUGCAGGAAGAACUAUAUUCACCUUGUUUGCAGUAUCGAAUGCCUUAUCCAUGUUGACAUCUGCCACCUCCUUGUUAUUGUUCUUGUCCAUCUUCACUUCACCUUUUGGAGAAAAAGAUUUUGCUUUGCAUUUACAUCUAAGGUUGUUAAGUGCUUUUGCCACCUUGUUCAUGUCUGCAACAUUCAUGAUUGCAGCUUUUGGUGCAACUUUGGCACUUAUGUUUGGCCAAACCAACUCUUUGUUCUAUUGGAUAAUUCCAUUGACAUGGCUACCAAUUUCUUGUUUUGGGCUUUACGCAAACAGUCUAGUAGAGUUGCCGCCUAAAUGGGCUAUUCGUCUUCUCCAACGUUUAAGAUUGGUCGAUCGCCUCUUUAUUUAA